CAUUCAUAAGACAGAGGCGCUACGGCCACGGCAGGGGCACGCGAGGCUGGGACUUGGGGACUUGAUUGUUGUGGUUCUUCUUCUUGGGGACUGUGAGACUCGGCUUGAUAUUUUUUUUCCGGAGAGAAAGUUUUUGGAAGGAUUUUUCUAGCUAAUUCUACAUUUUGUUUUGGAGGACCGACUUACUUUCUUCUUCAUUACUCCCCUCCCCCUGUGGGGCCCGCCGGACGCGUGGACGAGACCGCACCCGAAGCAGAUUCGGUACAGCAGGAGAGUGCUUUCCACGUCUGGGGGAGCGAUCCCCCCACGCUCGUGGGUCCUACGGAAUUUGGACUUUCAGGAGACAUCGCGGCAUCCUGUGGGGCCUGGGCACCGCAGAGGAAUUGCACAGAAACUUAGCCAUUGUUUGGAGCGGGACGCUUCCUUCUCCCCGAGCUUCUCCGGACAGCUCACUUUGGGGACGCGCUUGGCUCACCCCGGACUCGCACUUUUCUUCUCCCACCCGGCCAUAGCCUUGGCUUCCCGGCGACCGCAGCGUGGUCACAGGGGCCCCCCUGUGCCCAGGGAAAUGUUUCAAGCUUUCCCCGGAGACUACGACUCCGGCUCGCGGUGCAGCUCCUCACCCUCCGCGGAAUCUCAGUAUCUGUCUUCAGUGGACUCCUUCGGCAGUCCACCCACCGCCGCCGCCUCCCAGGAGUGCGCCGGUCUCGGGGAAAUGCCCGGUUCCUUCGUGCCCACGGUCACAGCGAUCACAACCAGCCAGGACCUCCAGUGGCUGGUGCAACCCACCCUCAUCUCUUCCAUGGCCCAGUCCCAGGGGCAACCACUGGCCUCCCAGCCCCCGGCUGUCGACCCCUACGACAUGCCGGGCACCAGUUACUCCACCCCCGGCAUGAGUGGCUACAGCAGCGGUGCAGCUAGUAGCAGUGGGGGGCCUUCCACCAGCGGGACCCCAGGCGGACCUGGGCCUGUGCGCCCGGCCCGCGCCCGGCCUCGGAGACCCCGAGAGGAGACGCUCACGCCAGAGGAAGAGGAGAAGAGGCGAGUUCGCCGGGAACGAAACAAACUUGCGGCGGCUAAGUGCAGGAACCGUCGGAGGGAGCUGACUGACCGGCUCCAGGCGGAGACAGAUCAGCUGGAAGAAGAAAAGGCGGAGCUGGAGUCCGAGAUCGCCGAGCUCCAAAAGGAGAAGGAGCGUCUGGAGUUUGUGCUGGUGGCCCACAAACCGGGCUGCAAGAUCCCCUACGAAGAGGGGCCGGGCCCUGGCCCCCUGGCGGAGGUGAGAGAUUUGCCGGGGUCAGCAUCCACUAAGGAAGAUGGUUUCGGCUGGCUGCUGCCGCCCCCGCCACCACCGCCCCUGCCCUUCCAGACCAGCCAAGACGCACCCCCCAACCUGACAGCUUCUCUCUUUACACACAGUGAAGUUCAAGUCCUCGGCGACCCCUUCCCCGUUGUUAACCCUUCGUACACUUCCUCGUUUGUCCUCACCUGCCCGGAGGUCUCCGCGUUCGCCGGCCAACGCCCCAGCGGCAGUGACCAGCCUUCCGACCCCCUGAACUCGCCCUCCCUUCUCGCUCUGUGAACUCUUUAGACACAAAACAAAACACACACAAGGGAGAGAGAUGUGGAAGAGGAGGAGGAGGAGAGAGGGGAAGAGACAAAGCGGGCUGCGUGGCCCCUGUUGUCUGACCCUCCGCCCUGCCGUCCACGGGAGGACCCUUGGGUUUUGUGCCGCCUCUUGUUUCUGCGGCCCCGGCGAGGCCAGAGAGCUGGUGACUUUGGGGUUAGGGGGUGGGAGGGGAUGGACACCCCGGGCUGCCUGUUGGCCACGUCGCUGCAACCCAACCUCUGGGGAUGG
Condylura cristata (star-nosed mole) is the source of this 1858-nucleotide messenger RNA. It is a transcript of the gene FOSB, whose product is annotated as FBJ murine osteosarcoma viral oncogene homolog B. The transcript has 4 exons. Gene Ontology annotation, biological process: regulation of transcription by RNA polymerase II. NCBI's taxonomy places the organism in Eukaryota, Metazoa, Chordata, Mammalia, Eulipotyphla, Talpidae. The record is from RefSeq and is a predicted model, not a curated record. Gene Ontology annotation, cellular component: nucleus. Gene Ontology annotation, molecular function: DNA-binding transcription factor activity, RNA polymerase II-specific; RNA polymerase II cis-regulatory region sequence-specific DNA binding. Bases 569 to 1582 code for a protein of 337 amino acids.